GGCGCUUGCGGCAGCUGCUGGGCGCAUGCGUCGAGGCUGACCAUGGAGUCGCGAGCGGAGAUCAAGGGGCUGAAGCACAUCAGGUUUUCGGCCAACCAGCUCACCGCGUGCACGCCGAACCCGAAGCACUGCGGUGGCGAGGGCGGCUGCGACGGUGCCACCGCCGAGCUCGCAUACGAGUACGUGUUCAACAAGGGUCUGCUGCAGGAUCACGAGUGGCGCGCAAAGGCUGGGGACGACCAGAAAGCAGAGUGCCCUAAGGCCCUGAAGGCGUCCACCGCGGUGGCCACCAAAGGCAUAUUCGGCGCCGACGGCAGCGAGACUCAUCGCGCCUCGGCGAAGAUGGCUGGCCGUGCCAUUGGCCUCAAGGGGUGGACGAAGCUGCCGGAGAACAAGGAGGACGCGAUCGUGAGAGAGUUGAUGACCAACGGUCCGCUGUACGUCGCUGUGGCCGCCGGCGACGGCUGGUUCGACUACAAAGAGGGUGUCAUGACGGAGGACUCGUGCGAUAGGGACUUCAUCGUGAACCACGCGGUGGUCCUCUUCGCCUGGGGCGUCAAGCAGAAGACCAUCCGCGGGCCGGUCAAGUACUGGCAGAUCAAGAACUCAUGGGGUCCGCAGUGGGGAGAGCAGGGCACGGGCCGCUUCAUCCGAUCGAACCACGAGGAGAAGGUGUGCGGCUGGGACGAGGACCCCCAGUCGGGCUCCGGCUGCGACGGCGGCCCCGAGAGGGUGUGGGUCUGCGGCACCUGCGGCAUCCUCUACGAUGCCGUGGCGCCGCACUUCUGA
Molecule: messenger RNA, 789 nt
Organism: Prorocentrum cordatum
Lineage: Eukaryota; Dinophyceae; Prorocentrales; Prorocentraceae
Source: the annotation of a GenBank genome assembly